GUUCUUCCCACCUCUCAAUUGCUCCAAAAUGACAGCCAACACGCAGCCGAGAGUCCUGCUGUUUGGUGCUGGUGGUAUUGGGACCGUCUAUCUCUGGCUGCUGUCGAAAAAGUCGACUACUACCGCUGUCUGUCGAUCCAACUACGACGUUGCAAAGAAGGAUGGCUUCAUCAUCAACUCCUCAAUCUUCGGUCAAGGCAUCCACUUCAAGCCAAACGUCGUGCGGAGCUGCGAAGAGGCAGCGUCUGCAAAUACACCCCCGUUCGACUACAUCGUAGUGUGCAGCAAAGCUAUUCCCGGCACUGUACCCAAGUGGAUCGCUCCAGUCGUAACUCCAGGACAUACUGCAAUCGUGCUGCUUCAGAAUGGAGUCGGUAUAGAAGAAGAGUACCGCACGGCCUUCCCAAGUAAUCCGAUCGUCAGCACAGUACUAUACCUCCCCGUGACUCAACGACCGGCAGGCGUCAUCAACCAUGGCGAGACAGAAGGAAUCGAGAUUGGCGCAUACCCCUCGUCUGCACCUGACCAACAUGCCAAAGCUUUUACACGUCUCAUCCAAUCUGCCGGCGCCACUGCUGUCCUUCACGAGGAUAUUCAGCUGAUCAGGUGGACCAAGCUCCUCAUCAACGCGCCUUGGAACCCAAUAUGUGCACUUGCAUUCAGCAAGGACACUGAUGUGCUCGAAAGUUACGACGGAGCCCCUGGUGUCAUUGAAGCUGUAAUGUUAGAGAUCAGAGAUAUCGCAGUAGCACACGGAUACAACAUCACUAUGGAGAAAGUGCAGUUCGAGCUUAGCCGCGCAAAGGCACGGAUACCUAUUCAUGCCGGCAUCGAGCCGAGCAUGCUGCAAGACGUGCAGACUGGCCGACGGAUAGAAGUUGAAGCCAUAGUCGGAAACCCAGUCAGGAUGGGCAAAGCUAAAAGUGUCAAGUGCGACAGGCUGGAGCUCUUGUACGUUCUCGCGAAGACACUAGACUUGCACUUGGGUAGAAAGCUUGACGCAUGAGGUCAAGGUAUAACGAUGCUCUCGCUCUCAACUCGUCUUGCCGCAUAACCAUCCUGCUAAAUUCUAUAAACAGCUCUUGUCGCUCAGG
Molecule: messenger RNA, 1094 nt
Organism: Macroventuria anomochaeta
Lineage: Eukaryota; Fungi; Ascomycota; Dothideomycetes; Pleosporales; Didymellaceae
Product: 2-dehydropantoate 2-reductase
Exons: 1
Coding region: 29-1006 (325 amino acids)
Biological process (GO): pantothenate biosynthetic process
Cellular component (GO): cytoplasm
Molecular function (GO): 2-dehydropantoate 2-reductase activity
Source: RefSeq, a predicted model, not a curated record